AAAUGCAUGUCACACUUGGAGCCAUCUCCUAAUGCAACUUCUUCAGUUGUACAGGGAUAUGUGCCAUUGUGGCUGCAGUUGACAGUUGUUGAUGGUGUUCUCUGUAGGUGUUAUAAGCCUAAAUCGAUGAGUGAUGCAAUUACAGUUCCAAUUCCACCGGAUAGUCUCCACCAACAGGCACUGAGGCAAGCUCAUGAUGUUCCUGGUGCUGGACAUCAAGGAAGAUUGAAGACAUUGGACAAAUUGCAACAGUUAGCCUACUGGGUUGGAAUGAACAAGGAUGCUGAAGUGUACUGUCGAGAGUGCUAUAGAUGUCAAGAAACUAAACCUCUCACCCAAGAAGGCUCCACUGAUUUCAAUGCCAAUUAGACGACCAUGGCAAAUGGUUUCAGUUGACAUUUUAGAGGUGCCAAUUUCAUCAAGAGGAAACACAAAUACCUCUUAGUCAUACAAGACUAUUUUACCAAGUGGCCAGAAGCCAUUCCGUUAAAAGACCAAACAGCUUCUAGUAUUACAUCAGAGCUAGUGCAAUUAUUUUCAACGUUUGAAUUCCUGAGGUCAUUCACUCAAAUCAAGGCCGAAAUUUUUAAAGUUUGUUGUUGCGACAAACAUUGGAUGCAUUUGGCAUAGAAAAAUCUAGAACUACAGCUUAUCACCCACAAGGGGAUGGGAUGGUGGAGCGUCUGAAUAGAUCAUUGCUUCAAAUGCUUUGAGAAUAUGUUCAAAAACAGCAUGACUGGGAGUGUCAUCUGUCAUUGGUAUUGUUUGCGUACAGAACAA
Corticium candelabrum is the source of this 780-nucleotide messenger RNA. RefSeq lists its product as uncharacterized. The coding region runs from base 7 to 369 and encodes 120 amino acids. The transcript has a single exon. The record is from RefSeq and is a predicted model, not a curated record. Lineage: Eukaryota; Metazoa; Porifera; Homoscleromorpha; Homosclerophorida; Plakinidae.